Pipra filicauda (Wire-tailed manakin) is the source of this 574-nucleotide messenger RNA. RefSeq names its product small integral membrane protein 11A (gene SMIM11). The record is from RefSeq and is a predicted model, not a curated record. NCBI's taxonomy places the organism in Eukaryota, Metazoa, Chordata, Aves, Passeriformes, Pipridae. The transcript has 4 exons. The coding region runs from base 166 to 354 and encodes 62 amino acids.
UUUGGAGCCCGUGAGGAGCUGCCAGAGGAAUCACUGAUGUUUUCAUUUCAGCUUUGUCAGAUCUGAUUUGGCUUUAAUUCCCAUUUCUCCAAGAUGAUCCCGCCCCCCCGUGUGACUUCAGGAGCGUGACGCGUGUGCCGGAGUCGGUGUCACCCCGCGGCCGAGAUGGUGGCAUUCAACUGGAAGGCUCUGGAGAAUUUCCCAUUGCUGAUGUACAUUUUGGCAGCUAAAACAUUGAUCCUCUGCUUGGCGUUUGCUGGGGUGAAAAUGUACCAGAGCAAAAAAAUUGAGGAAAAACUGAAGAGGGAACGGGAAGAGAAGCUGAAAGGAGAAGCAGAGAAGAAGGAGGAUUGAAGAGUCCCUCAGAAUUCCUGACACUUGGCAGCUCGUGCUGGAUUCCUUUCCCAGGAGGGUGAAGCCUUCCUGGAGAUGAAGGAUGUGUCAGAGGAAUAAAACCCUGGAGAGAAACAUCCACUUCAGCUGGAUCUCCGUUUUUUCCGUGGACAGAGAAGGAUUUCAGCCUCUAUUUGUGCAAUAAAAAACCCCUUUGUUAAAAAUAAAAAUAAAGCCCUGG